AUGUCAUCCUUCAUACACUACCGGUUCGUUUCGUCUACAAACGCACAGAAACUUACGUUUGAGGGCGCAAGCAUACCUUUAUGGGAGCUACGUACCGAAGUAAUCAAUGUGGAGCGUAUGACCGCCAAGGACUUCGAUCUUCUGUUUUUCAUCGAUGACAACCAACUAACGAACGAGAGCACACCGGUGUACAGGAACACAACAGUAAUUGUCAAGCGCAUUCCAAUAUGGAUGAGUAAAACAACCAUAGAACCUAAGAAACACUCAAAGUAUGUUCCUAGGCUGCCGCCCAAUUACAUCUGUUUUCGUUGUGGACAGAAGGGCCAUUUCAUACAGCACUGUCCGACCAACGACGAUAAGAACUACGACCUGCUACGGAUCAGAAAGGCAACCGGCAUACCGAAAGAUUUUCUGAAGCCGGUCAAGGAGAAAGAGGGCACGUCGCUGCUGGUCACACAGGAGGGUAGCUACGUGCAGGCACAGCCUCAGAUUCACAUGUUCAAAGUACACGGGCAGAUUAACGUUAGCAGUGACAGGUUGGUGUGCCAGUAUUGCACAUCGCUCAUGAAUGAACCGGUGAGCACGGAGUGCGGACACACAUUUUGCAAGAAUUGCGUGAUUUUCAACGAAUGCGUGGUUUGUGGCAGAAAAGUAGGCAAAAUUACGGAAAGAGGCGAUCUUGGAGAAGAAAUAGAGCGAUAUGUUGAAAAUGGAUAGGAAUGCGAUGCCUUAUGGUCUAUAAGUGGUUGCAUAUACACUAUGUAGCAUUAAAAAUGGUUCUAACCGA
This is a messenger RNA of Vavraia culicis subsp. floridensis, 787 nucleotides long. RefSeq lists its product as uncharacterized. Gene Ontology annotation, molecular function: ubiquitin protein ligase activity; zinc ion binding; nucleic acid binding. The coding region runs from base 1 to 717 and encodes 238 amino acids. The record is from RefSeq and is a predicted model, not a curated record. The transcript has a single exon. Gene Ontology annotation, biological process: ubiquitin-dependent protein catabolic process; protein ubiquitination; mRNA processing. Gene Ontology annotation, cellular component: nucleus. Lineage: Eukaryota; Fungi; Microsporidia; Pleistophoridae.